UGCCUUGUCCAGGUCUUGUUUAGGCAUUCUGCACUGACAGCUAUCAUGAACUGAUCAGAUAAGUGCCAUUUAAUCAGAAUUUGUCCUGCUUCAGCACUUCUUUCAAUGGACUGCACAGCAUUCUCUGACCUUUGCCAGAAUCUCUCUGCUCUCUAGAACAGAAUGCUCUCCAUUUAUCCUCUUUUCAAAGCAAAUUUUCUAUAAACAACGAUCGAGAUUUAGAUUUGGAUGGGUACAGCUGGUUUUGCAUAGACAUUUUGAGGGACAAUUAGGUGCGCAAGCGGAAAAAAUGAGUCUACGUACUGUUGAACGUUGAGUAUCUUAAAAUGUUCGUGUUAGCUAUGUGUGCUAGGGACGCAUUUGAUCUCAGCUGACAGAACCCACGAAAUUAUUGACACAAAUUAUAUAUAUAUGUAAAAGAACGUCGACCCUUGCGAUAGUCUUUCAGUAAUUAAACAUUUCCACAUUUUCCCAGGGUUGUAAACACAUUUAACACCUCUCAGACUCUUUCUAUAGCCCUUCUAGUGAUGUCCCUCCCUUUAACAGUGCUCUGCUGCUCUUAGUCACUGUAGCAUUUGGUCGGUGCCUUACCGAGGAACAGUCGACGGGAUCUGGGCGGGACCGAAUCGCCUCGACUGCUUGCGGUUCAUUACUCUGAAAUCUCCAUGAUCCACCUGGCCGAGCGCUUGAUAGCUCAGGUUUCCCAAUCACUUCCCCAACUGCCACUGGUGAGCCAAACAGUGCUCCUGCCCCAAAAUCUCUUGUGGCCUGUAGUACAAAGUGGGUUUAACCGUCUGGCCAGGAAAGGUGACUAUGAGGACUGAGACAGGGCCUGGGACUGAGGUGCCACCCCAACAUAAGGGUACUGACAGUACUGUUCCAGAGUCAGCCUCAGAUGGUAAAAUGGCAAAAGAGGAUGUCAAGCCUCAUGAUGAUUCUAAAGACGUGCAAGAUGCAUCAGACAGAACAAUGUCUGACAAGAGCCCAAGAUCCCCUCAGAAAAGCUUCAAACGCUCCAAGACUCUUCCCUUUAAAGUCACUCUUUUGGACAGUUCUAUUUAUGAAGAGAACAUUGAGAAACAGUGUAAGGGGCAGGCUCUCCUGGAUCUGGUGUGUGAACAUCUAAACUUGUUGGAAAAGGACUAUUUCGGCUUGACCUACAGUGAAUCUGACAGCCAAAAGAACUGGCUGGACCUGUCCAAAGAGAUCAAGAAACAGAUGAGAACAUCUUCUUGGCAUUUUAAUUUUGCUGUCAAGUUUUAUCCACCUGACCCCUCCCAGUUAAUGGAAGACAUUACAAGGUACUACCUGUGUUUGCAGCUGCGAAAUGACAUCCUCUCUGGCCGUCUACCCUGUUCCUUUGUCACACAUGCUCUGCUGGGCUCCUACACCGUGCAAGCCGAACUGGGAGACUUUGAUCAAGAUGACCAUGGUUCAGACUACGUUAGUGACUUCCACUUUGCCCCCAACCAAACUCGAGAACUGGAGGAAAGGGUGAUGGAGCUACAUAAAACUUACAGGGGAAUGACACCUGCUGAGGCAGAAAUGAACUUCUUGGAAAAUGCAAAGAAACUUUCCAUGUAUGGCGUCGACCUGCAUCAUGCCAAGGAUUCAGAAGGGAUUGAGAUCAUGCUGGGCGUGUGUGCCAAUGGUCUAUUAAUUUACCGUGACAGACUGAGAAUCAAUCGAUUUGCCUGGCCAAAGAUCCUCAAGAUCUCCUACAAAAGGAGUAAUUUCUACAUCAAGAUCCGCCCUGGAGAGUAUGAGCAAUUUGAGAGCACCAUUGGCUUCAAGCUUUCUAACCACAGAGCUGCCAAGAAGCUUUGGAAGGUUUGCAUUGAGCACCACACCUUUUUCAGGCUAGUGUCUCCUGAGCCACCACCAAAGGGCUUUCUAGUGAUGGGUUCAAAGUUCAGAUACAGUGGAAGGACCCAGGCCCAAACACGGCAGGCCAGCGCUCUGAUAGAUCGGCCUGCUCCCCACUUUGAGCGCUCAACUAGCAAGAGAUACCUUCUUUCUCGCAGUCUAGAUGGAGAGUUUUGUCAACCAGUGUCCAUGCUGGGUGAGAUUCAUGAUGGUCUGUCUCAGAAGAGUGAGAGCGAGCAACCGCAGUUUCUUUCUGGAGAUGAAGCUGAUCCCGACCUCAGUCUGGAUCAAGAGCAGGAACAGGAUCAAGAGCAUAGCAACAGUGAAGAGAUUGUUACAACCCCUACAAGGAAAAGGGACAUUAAGGAGUCAACCCCUCUACGCAAGCAGGAGUUUCUAGACAAAUCAGAAGAUGUUCUCUUGAAGCACCAAGCCAGCAUCAAUGAGCUGAAGAGGGCCCUGAGGGAACCCAACAGUAAACUGAUGAACCGGGAAAAGCGUCUGUCAGGAACAUCCCCAGGUGGCACUCCAGAGAAGAAGGCAGAGGCUGUUGGUGCAGGGGUAGGGGAACCUGUCAACAGCCUCUCGGUGGAGGGCUUCAUCCAGAAGACUCUAGUAACUUCACCCGAGGGCUCUGAAGAAUGGGUGUUGCUCGACUAUGAAAUGGAGGAGAAAGGAAAGUACAAAGCUAGUACGCCUUCACCUCCUCUGGUCAUUGAUCCCCUUCCAAAGGAGGAGACAGAAAAACAACAGGAAAUUACCAAGAUGACACACAUUGAGCUAAUGAGAGAGGACAGUGAUGAAACGCCAUUGCACACGAAGACUUUUGCAUGCUCAAAAAUAUCACCGAUGGAAAAGUUAAGUGAAUCUAAGGAAAAUAUCACAGGGGAAGAUGCCACAACCAAGACUAAAUCCAAAUUGUCUGAUGACAUAUCAGAAAAAGAGCCUACACCACUUGCUGAGUCUCGACCUAAGAACAAGAAGAAUACCAUUACGGACUUCGUGGAGGAGAGCUGUCAACAUAAAGUAAGAAGAGAGAAAAGACCUCAAAGCUUAAACUUGGGAAAGUCAAGGGACUUUGUGUACGAGACAGAAGCCAAAAGUUCAAACAUCACACACGAUAGUGCAGAGUCUGAUGAGGACAAUAAUACUGAACUUAUAAAGGAUGCUGUGGUCUGUCAUCCUGAAAAUUUCAGCUCAACAACAGACACAUGGUCAUCUUCCAUGACUGAAAAGCUAAAUCAGCCAGCCACAAAUACAUAUGCUGCAAUGCUGCUUGAAGAAAAUGCAGAGUUUGACAGAAUAAUGGAAAAAGACUUGCAGAUUCCCAGUCAGGGAGCAAGAAUGAUGCAUGAAAGUUUGCAUGAUGCAAGAAAGUCUGAUGAUGCAAGAAAGUUUGUAGAAUGUCAAGAGGAGUUAUCCACUGAAGUGAAGAUUAUGAACACUGAAGACAAACAAGAAAACCAAGAUUCAGUCAGGGGUCCUAGCAAAGAUGAGCUGAAAAGAGUCAAGACUGAUAUUAGAUUUGAAGUCAUGAAGGUCAUCAUGAUCGAUGAUACAGAGAACGAAGCGAAAUCUGGGAAAGCAAAGAAGAAAGAAAUUGAAGAGUUGGGUCUUGAAAAGAAGAUAACAAAUUUGGAACUGGAGGAAUCUGCAGAAAACCAGCUGGCCAUGGAACUAAGAAAGACCAGCCAGAGAGUUACUGGACAUGCGAGAACGGAUAUAACAAGAAUUGUUCCAUUGAAACCUGAGAGAGUGAGGAGCCAAGGCUACAAAGAUGACCUAGAGAUUGAACAAGGCUCUGAACUAAUGAAAAGAAACUUUAAAAGAUACAGUAUGAAUGAAUCUUUUGUGCGGCACUUUGACCCCAGUAACUUCGAGAGCAGGGACGCCAGCUAUUCCCAAGCAAACUGCACCACAAGUCUAGUAAAAGCUAAUACAAGUCAGGAAUCAUCUUUAGCUAUCAAGAACAACUGUGUGUGCUCGGAGCAUCAAGCGGGUUCACCAAAAAAAGAGGGUGUACGGAAUGACGACGCUACAAAUCAUGCCUGCAAAAUAGUCCACCGAGAUCUUCUGGAUACUGAUGAGGGAAUUUCAGAAGUUCCCUUCUCAAGAACCACAGUCAACCAAAAAAAUACCCCUCCAACACCUCCAGUCAAAUCAAAGAAAGCAAGAGAAUCAGGUCUGUUUCUGCGCAAUAGUCGCAAUAUCAGCAAAGACCCAACUCUUGAAGCCAACAAAAAGGACCUUCCGGAGCCUCUGUCCACUACUUCUGCUCUUGAAGACCCGCAAUAUGAUGUAAAGCAGCAGCCUCACUCUGCCCUGGAGGACGAUUACAAUCGUGAGCUUGCUGGUUUGAAGGACACCUACCUGGCCAUCGAGAGAAAAUGUUCAAGUAUGACUGUCAGCUCCACUUCAAGCCUGGAAGCUGAGGUGGAUUUCACUGUCAUUAUGGACUUACACAGUGGCAUGGAGGAAUUUUCUAGAGGCAUGACUAAGCUGGUCGAGAAGGACAAAGUUGAGCUGGGCAGCGAGAGUUUUGACAGCACUCCCAAGUCUCACUCCACUUGUCAUAUGAAAUUGCAAGAUGUAUCGCCUGGAAGUGAACACAUCCUUGAAGGUCACGGUCAUCAAGAUACAGAACCUCCCCCUGUUGCCAAGAAAGAACCCAGUGCAGUGAGUGCAGCCCAGAUGUUGAGAAAAGGAGAAGUUAAAAUGGAACUGCAUUCUAAUGGAUCUGAGGCUCUUGUCAAAGACAUCUCUGAUCAUCCCCCUGUUGCCAAGAAAGAACCCAGUGCAGUGAGUGCAGCCCAGAUGUUGAGAAAAGGAGAAGUUAAAAUGGAACUGCAUUCUAAUGGAUCUGAGGCUCUUGUCAAAGACAUCUCUGAUCAUAAACCGGAAGAGAGCAGAGUUAAAGAGGCAAAAGAGUCCCCCGUAAGGUCAAACAGUCUAGAACGAGACUUUGUUGCUUCUCCUCUCACCGUCACUACAGAAAGCAUUACCUCAGCAACCACGACUCAAGUGACCAAGACAGUGAAAGGAGGUUUUGCAGAGACCAGGAUUGAAAAAAGGAUCAUCAUAACAGGAGAUGAUGAUGUGGAUCAACAUCAAGCUCUCGCCAUGGCAAUACAGGAGGCCAGACAGCAGCACCCUGAUAUGCUGGUGACUAAGGCAAUAGUGGUCAGGGAAACUGACUCUUCAUAUGAAGAGAAACUUCGAACAAAUGAGUCUUGAUCACUAGAAGAUGCUGUUUGGAACAUGGACAGAAGAUCAGUUCUGGCUCUAUGUAUUUCAGCUGAAAUGAGGUGUGCUAUAUGCUACUGAACAGUUUGCUCAAAACAAAUCACCUACGCAGUCCUCUGCCAUCACCCUCCAAUCUGUCCAUUUUAGUGACAAUCUCCCAUCAUCUGGUGUCAAUACAAUGUUCUGUACCAUUCAGAGGACUUUCACCAUAUCAACAAUAGUCUUGAGUUAUCUUCAGUCUUGUAUAAAUGUCAGUAGUUUAACAUUUAAUUCAGAGUGGAUUUAACAAAAAAAAAAUGCUGAAAGUGUUAAAAAAUUCAUGCGGUCAUAGAAUUAGAAAUACCUUUUUUGAGCUCACAGCUUUUUUGGACUUAUGGGACUUUAACGAUUUGGGCUUCCAUUUGGAAUUCAUGCAUGACUUUCAAGGAAUUAUGUGAGAACGUAUACAAAUGGAUGACAAGAAGCUACAUAUCCUUGAUGGCCUAAUAAGCUGGCCAGCAACUCUAAGACUUUAAAUAAUAUUUGAUCAAGUGUUUGCUUGUUAAUUAUGAAUAUUUAUCACUUCGACUGUCAUAUGCAGGACUUUUGAAAGCUUGAAGCAUAUUAUUUUGAAAGAUACCCACACCUGAACAGUUCAUAAAAGAAUUGGAUUGUGUACCCCAAGUCAAAACAGCUGAACAAAGCAGAAUAAAACAUGCCAUAAUAAUAAACCAAAUAUGGCCUCAUACCAAAUUGAAAUCCAUUUGGGGUUGUAGCAAAAAAAAAAAAAAAAUCAACCGCCUUGCUUUUUCAACCUUCAAGUCUUCAAUAUUAACUGACUAUAUUCUAAAAGACUCUCUUGACUUGCCCAUUUAGGUGACAUUUUAUGGCAUCAUUAACUUGACAAAAGAUAGUUAUACUGCUGUCUUAGAAUGAGUGAUUGAGGUUAAAGAAAUGUUAUAUAAAGAAUAAAUUAAAAUAAUAAUAUAAAAAAUAUGUAUUUUUAUUUUUUUAGAGUGUCAUGACUCACAUUACUUUAUUUAAAUCAAUUUCUCAGUCUCCUGUGUGGAACAUUAUUUGACAUUCAUAUUGUAUUGUUAAAGGUUGUAAAUCUUUUCUAUAUUAUGUUUAUAUUAAGUAAUUUCAGGAUUUUGCCUUGGGACGCAGUAAACAAAGCAACUCGACGUUUUGUUCCACUUACUGAAAUGAUGCUUGAUCAAUAAAAUGAACCGUUUUUUAAUUUUUUUUAUUGUUUAAAUGGUUAUCAGGAUGUGUUGGAUUUUCAGCAAGUUAUUUUUUUAUGCUGUAUGACUUUGACAUAUAUUUAUAUGCUCGCUGAAUGUGAGCUUCUGGGUUUUCUGUCUCUAUAAAUUGUCAUCAUACAGCAUUGCGAAUGUAACAUUAAAUCUGAUCUACAGUAUGUGUAUAUUCCAAUCAAAAGCAUAACACAAAAAUAAUUAUUUAAUUAUGCAUUUGAAACGUCAUGAAAAACAGUCAUCCAAUAUUGUAUGUUCUAUGCAUUCUAGUGCAGUAACCUAAAAGAAAAUCACUAACAGAGGGGAAUUGCAUACUGUGAGCUAUUCUUGUCAAUACUUCUGCAAUAAUUAAUGUUUAUAGAAAAAAAAAACUGUGAUUAUAUACAUACUGUGUUUAUUCCACAUUACAAAUAUAUGCACCAACGUGUCACUGUUAACCAUGGUUUUGGUCUCUGUAUGUUCACAACUGCUCACUGCUUUCUCCUGAGGGAUGGAAGACACUUGGGAAAUGUCUGCAGAAUUUAUGUAGACCUGCUCAAAAGAUAAUCCUACUGUACAUUUUGGAAAAAUGUUACUACGCUUGUGUUGAA
This is a messenger RNA of Labeo rohita (rohu), 6934 nucleotides long. RefSeq names its product band 4.1-like protein 1. Gene Ontology annotation, molecular function: structural molecule activity; actin binding. The coding region runs from base 814 to 5100 and encodes 1428 amino acids. Gene Ontology annotation, biological process: cortical actin cytoskeleton organization. Gene Ontology annotation, cellular component: plasma membrane; cytoskeleton. The record is from RefSeq and is a predicted model, not a curated record. NCBI's taxonomy places the organism in Eukaryota, Metazoa, Chordata, Actinopteri, Cypriniformes, Cyprinidae. The transcript has 26 exons.